Messenger RNA from Loxodonta africana (African savanna elephant), 12739 nucleotides. Its product is annotated as zinc finger protein 112. The record is from RefSeq and is a predicted model, not a curated record. Gene Ontology annotation, molecular function: DNA-binding transcription factor activity, RNA polymerase II-specific; RNA polymerase II cis-regulatory region sequence-specific DNA binding. Gene Ontology annotation, biological process: regulation of DNA-templated transcription. Lineage: Eukaryota; Metazoa; Chordata; Mammalia; Proboscidea; Elephantidae.
UUGAGUCUUUAAACCCAAGAAGUGUUACAUCUUUCCACUUACGUGGGUGCUCUUUUGAUUUGACUCAUCAAUAUUAUAUAGUUGUGUCAUUUAAGGAAUUAAGUUAUUUUAUCUACCAUAUUGAAUUCAUGAGUGUAGUUUCUUAUAACAUCCCCUUAUUAUUCUUUUAAUAUCUGUUAAGUCUGUAGUGAUGUUCCCUCUUUCAUUCUUGUUUUUGGUAAUUUUUGUCCUGUAUUUAUCAGUCUGGCUAGAAGUUUACCAGUUUUAUUGAUAUUUUUUAAAAAACUUGCUCUUUGUUUAAUUGAUUUUUGUCUAGGGGUCAGCAAACUUUUUUCUGUAAAGGACCAGAUCGUAAAUAUUUUCAGCUUUGCUACACAAGUGGCAAAAUAAGAAGUAUUAUUUAGGUACUUAUGUAAUAAGAGAAAACAGAUGUCCACAAAUUUUUAUUGACAACAUUUAAAAUAUAAUGAUUGAGUAUAGCUUUUUUUUAAAUACAGGUGUGCUAAUAAGAAGAAUGAAAUUCUUUUUGUGUGGAUAACAUUUUGCUUAAUUGAAGAUCAAGGUCUCUGCCUUUCCCUCGAAAAAGGACGAGAAAAUGACUAAGUUCCAGGAAGCAGUGACGUUCAAGGACGUGGCUGUGGUCUUCACUGAGGAAGAGCUGGGGCUGCUGGACUCCACCCAGAGGACACUGUACCGAGACGUGAUGCUAGAAAACUUCAGGAACCUGCUCUCAGUGGGACAUCAGCCCUUCAAACCAGACCUGAUAUCCCAGUUGGAGAGAGAGGAAAAGCUUUCGAUGAUGGAGCCAGAAACCCGAGGAGAUAAGUGUUCCGAAAGCAGGAGUCAACAUACAGAAAGCAGGAGUCAACAUAAGAUGGAGAGAAUUCAAGAAUUGGGAUUAAAUUACCUUUCCCCCAAAGAGCUUUCCCCCUGGCAGACCUGGCAACAAGAUGCAAGCAGAUUAACCAGGUGUCAACAUUCCACGAGAAAAAUUCAAGGGAAUAAUUUUCACUUAAAAAAACAAGAUGAUUCCUCCUGCCAGGUUUGGGCAGGAAUACCGAUUCAGAUCUCUGAAGAUGAGAACUAUAUAUUGACUCAUAAAGGGAAUGGUUUCAAUUAUAUAAAAAGUCAAGACUUUCCAUCUUGGAGAGCCCUGCAUUCUUGGAGGAAAAUGUAUCUGACUGAAUCACCCAAUUAUCAGUGUCGAUGUCAGCAAAUUCCUGUGAAAAAUAAUUUCUGUAAGUGUGACGGUAUCAGUUGGAUCCCAUAUUACAAUGACAAUCUGGGAAUACACAAAACAGAAAAAAAUUACAGCUGCCAUGAUUGUGGAAAAGACACCAUGAAGGUAUCAUUACUUAAUCAGGAUUUAAUUCAAACAGGAUAUAAGCCUUACUGGGGUAAUGAGUAUAAAAAAGCCUUCAGUGAUGUCUCCAGCUCUGAAGUUCACCAGCCAUUAUACUUAGAAGGGAAGCCCCAUAUGUACAGCCCGUGUGGAAGGGGCUUCAGCUAUAGCUCAGUUCUUCAUAUUCAUCAAAGUGUUCAUAGGGAUGAUCGUGUUGUUGAGAGUUCACAUCUGCAGCCUCAUCAGAGAGUCCAAACAGAAGACAAACCCUGCAAAUGUGAAAAUGGUAAGAACUUCAAUCAGUAUCCCUCUCUUAACACUUACGACCUUACUCACACAGGAGAGAUGUCCCGUAGAUGCAACAUUUGUGAUAAAACCUUCAGCCAUAGCUUAGACCUUAAUAGGAUUUUUAGGGUCCAUACUGGGAAGGAACCCCAUGAAUAUGAAGAGAAUGGGUAUGUCUUUGAUCAGAGCUCAUGUCUUCAAGUUCAUCAGAAAAUCCACACCGAAGGGAAACUAUACACAGGUGUGGAGUGUGGGAAGAGCUUCAUUCGUAGUUCAAAUCUUAACAGUCAGCACAGAGUUCACAUGGGAGAGAAUCUGUAUAAUUCUGAGGAGGCUGAUAAUGACUUCAGCCUGGCCUCACGUUUUCAGAACCUUCAGAUAGUCCACACUAGGGAACAGCCAUACAAACAUUAUGCAUGUGGUAAUAGCUUCAGUCGAAUUUCGUAUCUUCAGGGCCCUCAGAAAAUCCACAUUGGAGAGAAACCUUAUACAGGAUAUGAGAAUGGCCUCAGGUGGAGUUCAGAAUUUAAAGAUCAUCGGAGAGUCGACGCUGGAGAGAAGCCAUACAAAUGCAGUGCAUGUGGUAAAGGUUUCAGUCAUAAAUCAGUUCUUAAAGUUCAUCAGAGAGUCCACACAGGGGAGAAGCCUUAUAAAUGUGAGGCGUGCAGUAAGGAAUUCAGUCGGAGUUCAUACCUUCAAGCUCAUCAGAGAGUCCACACUGGAGAAAAGCCAUAUAAAUGUGAGGAGUGUGGAAAGGGAUUCAGUCGUAAUUCAUACCUGCAAGGCCAUCAGAGAGUACACACUGGAGAAAAACCAUACAAAUGUGAGGAGUGUGGUAAAGGCUUCAGUCGGAGUUCACACCUUCAAGGCCACCAGAGAGUCCACACUGGAGAAAAACCCUACAAAUGUGAGGAAUGUGGGAAGGGAUUCAGUUGGAACUUUAACCUUCAAAUUCAUCAGAGGGUUCACACAGGAGAGAAACCUUAUAAAUGUGGAGAAUGUGGUAGGGGCUUCAGUAAGGCCUCAACUCUUAUGGCCCAUGAGAGAGUCCACACAGGAGAGAAGCCAUACCAGUGCGAUGAGUGUGGUAAGAGCUUCAGUCAGAGAUCAUACCUUCAAAGUCAUCAGAGUGUUCAUACUGGAGAGAGACCGUAUGUAUGUGAGGUAUGUGGGAAGGGCUUCAGUCAGAGAGCAUAUCUUCAAGGCCAUCAGAGAGUCCACACGAGGGUGAAACCAUAUAAAUGUGAGAUGUGUGGGAAGGGGUUUAGCCAGAGUUCACGCCUUGAAGCACAUCGGAGGGUCCACACAGGAGGGAAACCAUACAAAUGUGAGGUAUGUGCAAAGGGCUUCAGUGAGAGUUCACGCCUUCAAGCACAUCAGAGGGUCCACACAGAAGGAAGACCCUAUAAAUGUGAACAAUGUGGUAAGGGUUUCAGUGGGUAUUCAAGUCUUCAAGCCCAUCACAGAGUCCACACUGGGGAGAAACCAUACAAAUGUGAGGUAUGUGGAAAGGGCUUCAGUCAGAGGUCCAACCUUCAAGCUCAUCAGAGAGUCCACACAGGAGAGAAACCAUUCGAAUGUGAAGCAUGUGGUAAGGGUUUCCGUUGGAGCUCAGGACUUCUAAUUCAUCAAAGAAUCCAUAGUAGUGAUAAAUUCUGUAAAAGUGAAGACAGCAAUAAGGAUUACCCCUCAUCCGAGAAUCCACAGUACAGGAAUAAAAUUCUUGUAGUACGGGAGCUGUGUGUAAUUGAGGUACUUCCGCUCCAGGAAGGCGAGGUCGGGGCCGUGAUUGCUCCCAGGGAGUUCUGCCUUCUCAGAGCUCUGGCUUUCCCCAAGAGGAAGAAGAGAAAAAUGACAAAGCUCCAGGACGCAGUGACAUUCAAGGACGUGGCUGUGGUCUUCACUGAGGAGGAGCUGGGGCUGCUGGACUCCACCCAGAGGACACUGUACCGAGACGUGAUGCUGGAGAACUUCAGGAACCUGGUCUCUCUGGGACAUCAGUCCUUCAAGCCAGAUGUGAUAUCACAGUUAGAGAGAGAGGAGAAGCUUUGGACGAAGGAGCCCCAGACCCAAAGAGUCAGGCGUUCAGGAGACAGGAAUCAAAAUGAAAUGGAGACUCUUCAAGAAGCAGGAUUAAGGUGCCUUUCAUUGGGAGAGCUUUCAUGCUGGCGUAUCAGGAGACAUGUGAGCAAAUUAACUAGAAGCCAAGGCUCCAUGAUGAAUAUUCAAGGAAAGAGUCCUCAAUUUCCCAAGCAGCUUGAUUCCCUCUGCCAAGCAGGGGCAGGAGUUUCUGAAGAUGACAAGUAUAUAAUGAAUUUUAUAGGGGGUGAUUCCAGUGUUAUUGAAAAUCAAGAAUUUCCAACUGGGAGAACUCAGAAUUCUUGGAGUAAAAUAUAUCUGAAUGAGACCCAGAAUUACCAGGGAAACUGUAAGCAAACUCAAAUGAAAAACAAAUUAUGUAUAUUUACUCCAUGUGUUAACAUUUUCAAUUGCAUUUCACACCAUCAUGACAAUGUAGUCUACAAACGAGAGAAGACUUAUAGCAACAAUAUUUAUGGUAAUGACAUCUUAAAGAUACCGCCUCUUAACCAACGUAGUAUAAUUCUCACAGGACAGAAAACUUACCAGUGUAACGAGUGUGAAAAUACUUUCAGUGAUCACUUAAGUCUUGAACUUCAUCAGCAGGCACACUUGGGAAAGAAGUCCCCUACAUGUAGUACACAUAGAAAGGACAUCAGUUAUGGCUCAGGUAUUCCGUGUCAACAAAGUGUUCACACAGGGAAAAAACGCUAUUGGUGUCAUGAGUGUGGUAAGGGUUUUAGUCAGAGCUCAAAUCUGCAAACUCAUCAGAGAGUGCACACAGGAGAGAAACCCUAUACGUGCCAUGAAUGUGGUAAGAGUUUUAAUCAGAGCUCACAUCUGUAUGCUCAUCUGCCUAUUCACACAGGAGAGAAGCCUUACAGAUGUGACAGUUGUGGGAAGGGCUUCAGUCGUAGCACAGAUCUUAAUAUUCAUUGCAGAGUCCACACGGGAGAAAAACCUUAUAAAUGUGAGGUUUGUGGGAAGGGUUUCACUCAGAGAUCACAUCUUCAAGCCCAUCAAAGAAUUCACACUGGAGAGAAACCAUAUAAAUGUGGGGAUUGUGGUAAACGCUUUAGCUGUAGCUCAAAUCUUCACACCCAUCAGAGAGUCCACACUGAAGAAAAGCCAUACAAAUGUGACGAAUGUGGUAAGUGCUUUAGUUUGAGCUUUAAUCUUCAUAGUCAUCAGCGGGUCCACACAGGGGAGAAACCCUAUAAGUGUGAAGAGUGUGGUAAGGGUUUUAGUUCAGCAUCAAGUUUUCAGAGCCAUCAGAGGGUCCACACAGGAGAGAAGCCAUUUCAAUGCAACGUGUGUGGGAAGGGCUUCAGUCAGAGUUCGUAUUUUCAAGCCCAUCAGAGAGUCCACACUGGAGAAAAACCAUACAAGUGUGAGGUGUGUGGGAAGCGCUUCAAUUGGAGUUUAAAUCUCCACAAUCAUCAAAGAGUCCACACAGGAGAGAAGCCCUAUAAAUGUGAGGAAUGUGGUAAGGGUUUCAGUCAGGCCUCAAAUCUCCAAGCUCAUCAGAGUGUCCACACUGGGGAAAAACCAUUCAAGUGUGAUGCAUGUCAGAAACGAUUCAGCCAAGCCUCACAUCUUCAAGCCCAUCAGAGAGUCCACACUGGAGAAAAACCAUAUAAAUGUGAUACAUGUGGUAAGGCCUUUAGCCAGAGAUCAAAUCUUCAAGUGCAUCAGAUAAUUCACACUGGAGAGAAACCAUUUAAGUGUGAGGAAUGUGGAAAGGAAUUCAGUUGGAGUGCUGGUCUCAGUGCUCAUCAGAGGGUCCACACGGGAGAGAAACCAUAUACAUGUCAGCAGUGUGGUAAGGGCUUCAGUCAGGCCUCACAUUUUCACACACAUCAGAGGGUACACACUGGAGAGAAGCCAUACAUAUGUGAUGUCUGUUGUAAGGGUUUCAGCCAGAGGUCACAUCUUGUAUACCAUCAGAGAGUCCAUAGUGGAGGUAAUACAUAGAAGUGUGAGUGUGGCAUAGCCUUCAGUUAAAGCUCACAUCUUCAUCUCCACUGGAGAAUCCAUGCCGGUGAUUGUGGAAAGUGAUCCCUUGAGAGCUUAGAAGCUUCAUCAAAGAAUCUUCAUAGAAGAGAAACUCUAUAUUGUGUUUUAAGAACUCGCUUGGAAGAUGAUUCCUUUAUAAACAUCAGAUUCCACAAACAAGAAAAGACCCAUUUCAUAAGUAUGGUCAGUCUUUAUGCCAGAGUUCAAGAUGCCCGGAUUCUCAAAUUAGAGUCUACUCAGGAGAGAGGACAUAAAAAUGAACAGUAUGGGAAGGGCUUAUACAAAAGUACAGUGAUGGACAAAAUGGUACUAGAAUGUAACCCCCAUUUAGGAAAUAAAAUUUUCACCGUUCUAUUUCCACUAUGUAGAACAGUGCCUGGCUUGGUGAUGGGCACCCAGGAAUUAAGUGGAGAAACACCCCAAAAUUAACACAAAUAUUUGAAAUUUUUAGUUCCCUACCCUAAAUUCAUAUUAAAUUAUACCUAAAAGGAAUCCUGCAAGUAUCCUCUUAACAUUAAUUCCAAGAGAUAAACAGCUGAAAUAGAAGUCAUAUAAUACUGCUAUCCACAAUAAUACAAAUUGGAGCAAAAGACUUGUGAAUGUCUUCCUUUGUCCAGUUUCACUUCUGUGUACUGUAUGAUCAAUUGUGUAUAAUUUUUAAUAUCAUUAGUUUGUAUUUUAUAGACUUUCUUACUGACUGCAAUACUAUGAUACUGCAGUUUACACAGCUGAAGUUUUGGACUCUAAUUCAUUAAGGUAGGGUUUGAAUUGUAACUCUUUGAAAGUGUUAAAAGUAGUUAAUGACAAAAAGUUUCUUAGUAAACUUGCAUUGAUAAUAAUUGGUUUCUUCUCAUUAUUUAUAUUCAGGCUUAGGUCAGGUUGCCCUCAAGUUGUCACAUACUUCAUCCCCAUUGCCAGCCCUCCAGUUGAAAAAAAGAAAGUUGUCAAAUUUUGGUUAAAAUUUUAUUAAGUAUAAAUCCAUUUAUAUAGGAUUCCAUGAUGAGCAUCUUCUUUUGGUAGGAGUGAACAACAUGAGCUUUUUGAGAUUACUCGGUCAAUAUGUAUCAAAAUACUCCCCUGACCUGGUAAUCCUAGUACUAGAACUUUUGCUUAGAAGUUAAUAGCAAAAGUAAGAAAGACUGUAUGCAAAGAUACCCUAAAAUUAGGGAGGUAAAUAUUCAUCAGUCAGUAAAAGAUUAGAUAAAUUUUUGUAUAUUCCAGUAACAUGCAAACAUUAAAAUGAUGGUAAUAAACUGAAAAUGACAGGAAAGGAACUCACAUAUUUAUGAGAAAACAAGGUUAGAGCAUUCCUAGUACAAUCUAAAAAGUAUACCUAAAGCUGUGAUUGUGCGUGUAGAGAUAAUGUGUAGCAUUGUCAUUAGUAAUGCUAACAGUAGUUUCCUCUGGCAGGGAGGGUUUUGGAAGGUUUUUUCUUUAACUUGUCAAAGAAUUGUUUACAAUGAACAUUAUCAAUUUUACCAAAGCAGUAAGACAGACAAAAUUACUGAAUAAAUGAAAAUCCCUUGUAGUAAACAGUUCUUGAUUGCUUUUUUAUUGUAUGACAGGUAAAUCUGUAUUAUGGAAAUACAAAAAAAGGAUGUUUAUUGUUGCAUUGUUUGUAAUAACAAACUCCGCAUUCAUAGUAUUCCACUGAAGAGAAACCGUAUUUUGUCAGUCUGUGACAAAAUACAGUUUCUCUUCAGUGGAAUACUAUGCAGAAUCAAUUGAGAAGGUAAAUUUAUAGUUGUUAUUGGUAGAUACCCUGAAUAUAUAUUUAGAAAAGGGAACAGAGACAUGGGAUUUCAUGUAUGUUAUGAUUACAUAUAUAUGUAAUAUUUAUUUCUGGACCAAAAAGGAUCUAGUUACCUUUAGAAGGGAUAUAGAAUUCUGGGAAGAUGGUGGUAUGUGAAGAUCUAAGAUCCCAACUCCCACACACAAGAAAAGCAAGUAGAAGUCUGUAAUCCCAACUCUAAGAAUUCUGAAAAAUAUAGACAGAGGAUCGCAGAAACUAACCUCACACUGAAACAAGAAAAAAGUGACUUCUAAACAGUGGGUAAACCUCCUUACAGCCCUCCUCCCAGUACAGUACCUGGGUGGCUGCAGUGGAGGUGAAGCACAGCUCUUGCUUUCACAACGAAGGUGUUUGGGUGUCGGGCUCUGAGUGAAGAGGGCAGAUUUUACUGGUGUUCUGUUCAGGAUGUCUGGUCUGUCCGGGAACUGCCUGAAGGCUUGAAGUUUGGCCUGAAUCAGAGCUCUCUCAGAGCAGGGGAGGGAGCAGUGAGCAAAGGCAAGGCUGUGCCUGCCUGAGAAUUUCUUGAAGAAAUCUGCACUUUUGAAAGCACUGUACACAGGGUAAGUGAGAAAGUUAACACAUUGUAAUAUUCUAAUGUUCUGUCUUCAACAACAAAAAAUACGAGGAAAGUAGAAACAAUGGCCCAUUUAAAGACCAAGACAGAGAAAUUGUCUUUACGGAAGCUUGGAUAAUGGACAGUUUAGAAGACUUUAAAACACUAUAAACCAGCUAGACCUGGCAGAAAUGUAUAGAAUUCUCCACCCAACAGUACCACAGUACACGUUCUUCUCCAGUGCACAUGGAUCAUUUUCUGGAAAAGACCAUAUAUAUCUAGGUCAAAAAACAAGCGUUAAUAUAUUUAAGAAGAUUGAAAUCAUACAAAGUAUCUUCUCUGACCACAGUGAAACUAGCAAUUAAUGACAAGGAAAACAAAUAUACAUAAAUAUGUGGAAAUUAAACAACGCAAUAUUAAACAACCAAUGAAUGGGUUGAGAGAGAAACAAGAAACUACUUAGAGUCAAAAGAAAAUGAAAGCACAAAUACGAAAAUUUAUGGAAUGCAGCAAAGGCGGUGCUAAGAAUGAAAUUUAUCACGGUAAACACCUAAACAUACAUUUAAGAAGAUCUCAAAUCAAUAACUUUACAACUUGAGGAACUAGAAAAAGAAGAGCAAACUAAGCCCAAUGCCACAAAAAAUAAAAACCCAUUGCCAUCGAGGCGAUGCCAACUCGUGACCCUAAAGGACAGAGUAGAACUGCCCUAUGGGGUUUCCAAGGAACACCUGGAGAAUUCAAAGUGCCGACCUUUUGCUUAGCAGCCGGAGCUCUUAACCACUAUUCCGUCAGGGUUUCCAGUGCCACCAGAGUAAGGAAAUGACAGAGAUCAGAAUGGAAAUAAAAAAGAGAAUAGAAAAUCAAUGGGUAAAAUCAAUGAAAAGAGUAGUUUGGAUUUUUUUUUUUUUUUAAGAUCAAUGAAAUUGUAAAAGAGAAGAUACAAAUAACUAUAAUCAGAAACGAGAAAGUGGGGACAUUACAACUGAUCCUACAGGAAAAAAAGAUGGUAAGAGAAUAAAUAUGAACAAUUGUAUGCCAACAGAUUAGAUAACUGGUGAAGUGAACACAUUCGUGGAAACGCUAACUAAAUUAGCUCAAGAAGAAAUAGAAAAUCCCAAGUGAGGUGGCCUCUAAAUUCAGGUGGAAUAUACUCAAUUUACAGACAACUUCAAGAAUAGAUUUGACACAGAGGAUGCAAAGACCAAAGACCAGAUGAGUUGUGGGAUGACAUCAAGGACAUCAUACAUGAAGAAAUAAAAAGGAGGUCAUUAAAGACACAAGAAAGAAAGAAAAGACCAAAAUGGUUUUCACAAGAAACUCUGAAAAUUGCUCUUGAACAUCGAGUAGCUAAAGUGAAUAGAAGACAUGAUGAAGUAAAAAGCUGAGCAGAAGAUUUCAAAAGGUGGCUCAGACAGAAAGGGCACAUGAACCAGAGACUACAUCAUCCUGAGACCAGAAGAACUAGAUGGUGCCCGACUACAACCGAUGACUGCCCUGACAGGGAACACAACAGAGAACCCCUGAGGGAGCAGGAGAGCAGUGGGAUGCAGACCCCAAAUUCUCAUAAGACCAGACUUAAUGGCAUGACUGACACUAGAAGGACCCCAGUGGUCAUGGACCCUAGACCUUCUGUUGGCCCAGAACAGGAACCCUUCCUGAAGCCAACUCUUCAGACAUGGAUUGGACUGGACAAUGGGUUGGAGAGGGAUGCUGGUGAGGAGUGAGCUUCUUGGAUCAGGUGGACACUUGAGACUAUGUUGGCAUCUCCUGCCUGGAGGGGAGACGAGAGGGUGGAGGGGGUUAGAAACAGGUGAAAUGGACACGAAAAGAGAGAGUGGAGGGAGAGAGUGGGCUGUCUCAUUAGGGGGAGAGUAAUUGGGAGUGUGUAGCAGGGUGUGUAUGAGUUUUUGUGUGAGAGACUAACUUGAUUUGUAAACUUUCACUUAAAGCACAAUAAAAAUUAUUAAAAAAAAGCACAGAAGACAAAGUACAGUAUGAUAAUAAGAUGUGCAAAGACCUGAAGUUAAAAGGCCAAAAGGGAAGAACACGCUAGAAAUUUCUUAAGUGAAAAAACUGAAGAAAAAAAUUCAAGCCUCGAGUUGCAGUACUGACGAAUUCUAUGGACAAAAUGUUGAACGAUGCAGGAAACAUCAAAAGCAGAUGGAAAGAAUGCACAGAGUCACUGUACCAAAAAGAAUCGAUCAACAUUCAACCAUUUCAGGAGGUAGCAUAUGAUCAAGAACCCAUGGCACCGAAGGAAGAAGUCCAAGCUGCACUGAAGGCACUGACAGGAAACAAGGCUCCAGGCAUUGACGGGAUACCAUUGAUAUGUUUCAGCAAACGAAUGCAGCACUGCAGUUGCUCAUUCAUCUCUGCCAAGAAAUUUGGAAGAGAGCUACCUGGCCAACUGACUGGAAGAGAUCCAUAUAUGUGCCCAUUCCAAAGAAAGGUGAUCCAAUGGAAUGUGGGAAUUAUCAUUAAUAUCACGUGGAAGCAAAAUUUUGCUGAAGACUCUUCAAAAACAGUUGAAGCAGUGCAUCAACAGGAAACUGCCAGAAACUCCGCUGCACUCAGAAGAGGCUGUGGAACGGGGUAUCACUGCUGAUAUCAAAUGAAUCUUGGCUAAAGCAGAAAAUACCAGAACCGUAUUUACUUGUGUUUUAUUGACUAUCAAAGGCAUUCAACUCUGUGGAUAAUAACAAAUUAUGGAUAACAUUGCAAAGAAUGGGAAUUCCGGAACACUCAAUUGUGCUCAUGCAGCAGCUGAGGAACCUGUAUAUAGACCAAGAGCAGUUGUUCAGACAGAACAAGGGGAUACAGCACGGUUUAAAUCAGGAAAGGUGUGCAUCAGCGUUGUGUCCUUUCACCAUACUUAUUCAGUCUGUAUGCUGAGCAAAUAAUCGGAGAAGCUGGACUACAUGAAGAAGAACGGGGCAUCAGGUUUGGAGGAAGACUCAUUAACAACCUGCGUUAUGCAGAUGACACAACUUUGCUUGCUGAAAGUGAAGAGGACUCGAAGCACUUACUGAUGCAGAUCAGAGACCACAGCCUUCAGUAUGGAUUGCGCGUCAACAAAAAGAAAACAAAAAUCCUCAAAAUUGGACUAAUAAACAACAUCAAGGUAAAUGGAGAAAAUAUUGAUGUUGUCAAGGAUUUCAUUUUACUUGGAUCCACAAUCAACAGCCAUGGAAACAGCAGUCAAGAAAUCAAACAAUGUAUUGCAUUGGGCAAAUCUGCUGCAGAAGAUUUCUUUAAAGUGUUGAAAAGCAAAUACGUCACUUUGAGGACCAAGGUGUGCCUGAUCCAAACCAUGGUAUUUUCAAACCCUAGUAUGCAUGUGAAAGCUGGACAAUGUAUAAGAAAGACUAAGGAAAAAGAAAUACCUUUGAAUUAUGGUGUUUACAAUAUUUAAUAUACCACGGACUUCCAGAAGAACAAACGUACCUGUCUUGGAAGAAGUAUAGCCAAAAUACGCCUUAGAAGCAAGGAUGGUGAGACUUUGUCUCACGUACUUUGGACACGUUAUCAGGAGGGACCAGUCCCCAUAGAAGGACAUCAUGCUUGAUAAAGUACAGGGUCAGUGAAAAAGUGGAAGACCCUCAACAAAAUGGAUUGACACAGUGGCUGCAACAAUGGGCUCAAACAUAGCAACAAUUACGAGCAUGGUGCAGGAGUGGGCAGUGUUUCAUUCUGUUUUACCUAGAGUUGCUGUGAGUUGGAACUGAGUUGACAGCAACAAAAGCAACAAUGUAGGAAGUGAAGAGGUUGAAUCAGCAAAAAAAAAAAAUCUCUGGACAACAAAAAGUCCUAGACCAGAUGACUUCACAGAGGAAUUCUACUAAACAUUUAUAGAAGUGACACCAAUCCUUCUUAAAUGCUUUCAUAAAGCAAAAGAGGAGGAAUACUUCCUAACUCAUUCUAUGAGACCAGCAUUACCCUGAUACCAAAGCCAGACAAAAACACCACAAGAAAAUUACAGACCAAUAUUCCAUCUGAUUAUAGAUGUAAAAAUAUUUAACAAAAAACUAGCAAGCCAAACCAACAACAUAUUAAAAGAAUUAUUUCUACACCGUGACCAAAUGGUAUAUAUCCCAGGAGUGCAAGGGUGGUUUGACAUUAGAAAAUCAAUGUAAUACACCACAUUAACAACAAAAGAAAGCAACUACAUGAUCAUCUCAAUCAAUUGCUGGGUGUCACCAAGUCAAUUUUCAAUUCUUAGCGACUAGCACAGAUUGUUAGGUGAGCCUAAACCAAAAAAACGAAACCCAUUGCCAUUGAAUAAAUUCUGCCCUAUAGGGUUUCCAGGGAGAUGCUGAUGGAUUCAAACUGCAGAUCUUUUGGUUAGCAGUCAUAGCUAUUAACCAUUGUGCUAACAGGGGUCCUAGGGAAGCCUAAACCUAAAACCAAACCUGUUGCUGUUGAGUAGAUUCCGACUCAGAGCAACCCUAUAAGACAGAUUAGGACUACCCUACAGGGUUUCCAAGGAGCUGCUGGUAAAUUUGAACUAUCGGCCAUUUGGUUAGCAGUCAAGUUCUUACCCAGUGUGCCACCAGGACUCCAAGGUAAAAUCAAACCACUGGAGUUGGUCUUUUCCAUAACUGAGGCCACCUGUUGUUACCAAAGGGAAUAUAACCUCUGUUCACGAUUUACUUAAAACAAGUUGACACAUAAC